AUGCUACUAAAGUUAACAGGCGGCUCACAAGAAUCACAUGUAUUUGUCUGGCUAAUGAACAUCAUGUUGGGCCUUUUCCUAUAUUUCUCCCUGCUCCUGUCGUCUUCGCUUGCCAUUCGGACUUUAAAGGAUGGACCCAUGAUAGACAAAGAUGGGAGAGAGUACAAGUCGCCCGUUAUGAAUGUCGAUGCCAUCAAUGCGAAGGAAAUCCAAUUCAGGUUCUCGCCUUCUGUACGUGUGACGUGCACGCCGACGUUGAUGGUGAUACACGUGAAGGCUGACUUGUAUGGGACGGGACAUCGUGUAGCUCCCGGAGAAAUUUUCCUGGGAGAUGUUAAGUAUUCAGGCCUCAGACAGUGCCAGGCCAUCCGUGCUGGUGACUCUGAACUGAUCAUCAAGGCUGGGCUUCAGCACUGUGGCACCGAGCUAUCCAUGACUCACGACUCCAUGAUCUACUCAAACCAGCUGACCAUUUCACCUUCUGUCCACCGUCACGGUAUCACAAGGAAGACUCAAAGUGUUGUUCCCGUUUCCUGCCACUACAAAAGGACAAAUGAUGUGAGCAGUCAGCCUCGAGUGCCACCUCAGCUUCAUGACUCAUCUACCAAAAGCCAAUCAGAGGCCUCUGCCUUCACCCUCAGGCUGAUGUCCGAUGACUGGACAAGACUGAGGCUGUCUAAUGUUUUCUACCUCGGAGAUGUGCUCAAUGUGGAGGCGGCAUACAACAGUCCUGUUCCAGAACAAAAACGACUCUUCAUUGAUAACUGUGUAGCAACUCUGAGCCCAGAUGCAACAUCAGUACCCCGAUACUAUCUAAUUGAAAACAAUGGAUGUUUGACAGACUCAAGACAGCGUGGAUCAAAAGCUCAUUUCCUGGCCAGGACAAGGGCGGAUGUACUCCAGCUGCAACUUGACGCUUUUCUGUUUCAGCAUGAUGAAAGGAAUACUCUGUUUUUAACGUGCCGACUGAAAGCCACCUCUGAAAUGUGGAAGAGCAGCCCUGUCAACAAGGCCUGCACUUAUGUGCAAUCAAGAUGGGAAGAUGUGGAUGGGAUGCCUGAUGUGUGCCGUUGCUGUGAUGGCACCUGCAAGCAAAAUGCCCCUAAACGUUUGAAGUCUGACGGUAAAAACACAUGUGACAUUGUCGUUCUGGGCCCUCUUGUGAUUCUACUCGACAAAUAA
This is a messenger RNA of Nerophis lumbriciformis (worm pipefish), 1182 nucleotides long. Lineage: Eukaryota; Metazoa; Chordata; Actinopteri; Syngnathiformes; Syngnathidae. The record is from RefSeq and is a predicted model, not a curated record.